Molecule: messenger RNA, 6366 nt
Organism: Scomber scombrus (Atlantic mackerel)
Lineage: Eukaryota; Metazoa; Chordata; Actinopteri; Scombriformes; Scombridae
Exons: 30
Coding region: 1-6366 (2121 amino acids)
Molecular function (GO): guanyl-nucleotide exchange factor activity
Source: RefSeq, a predicted model, not a curated record
AUGCAGCCCGUCUCCCCGUCCCCCCACUGCAUCAAUGAUGAAGAUGACGAUGAAGAUCUCGAGAAUUCCUAUUUUUCCCCCACUGGUUGGCUUCAUUCACUCUCCGCCCGCGACUGCAGCUCUCCUCCCAUUGAUUUCUACUCACUCAACAAGCGCAUCCCCGCUGCGCGCUCCCGCUGCCCUGUGGAUCAGACUCUGGAGACUCUGCGGCACCAGGAGGACGCUGCACUGCUGAUCCAAAGACAAGAGACCCUCCUCACCUCCAGGUGGACACACGCUGACACACAGAUAGACAGACGGAGCCUGUCCUCGCUGCUGCAACAUGUUCCUGCUACUCUACACACGGCUGGACAUGAGGAGCGACACGCAAGAUACUGGGAGUACACAGACUGCCUAGCAGUGCACUCACUUCGCCAGGGCAUGGACUGGCUUUCAUACAAAGUUUUGGGAUUCCGUGGCGGCUUUUUCCCCCCACCCGUAUUCCAUGAAGACCUGCCCUAUUCUGCCUCAGAUUGGCAAAAUCUUGAUUCUCUGGAGGGGUCCAUCCAAAACCUGCUGUCGGUGCUGUACCCGCCCUUCGAGGCCACCGCCCCCACUGUUCUCAGCCAGGUCUUCCAGAUCAUUGACAGUCGUUAUCAGGGAGACGCCUUGCGGUGCCUGCUGGACUUUCUGGUCCCAGCCAGGCACAUCUUAGACACUGUGCAGCAGGCUGCAUGUGCUCAAUACUCUGAUGCACUGUUCCUCUGUGAGGGCUGGCCUCUGUGUUUGCGUGACCAAGUCGUCAUCCAACUUGCUCCCAUCGACUCCCUGCUUCUUCAGCCUGGAGACUUUUACCUUCAAGUGACACCGUUCUGUGACCAAUCAGCUCGCAUUGUGGUUUGCAGCCUGCUGGAAGAGGAGGGGCUUCGAGUGGAACUAGUCGAGGAGACCCCGGUCCCUGAAACUUCCUAUCCUUGUAUAUUCAGCCUUGACUGGUUAGAGGAGAUCAACCAGGGCCGCCAUGGAACGUCUCUCAGCCGAUGCCUGCUUGCCACUGAGCAGGGUGUGGUGAGGUUACCAUGGGAACGGGUGGCCGUGCCUGAUUUUGUGGACAUACCACAAAUAUGUCCAGCGAAGCACGGCAUUGCUGUGUCACUCCGCCUCGUGGAUACUAGCAGUGCUUCUUCAUCCAAGCUGGUCAAAGUGAAGGAGACUGAACCAGAGCCAAAGCCUAUCGGCUGGGUGUCCCCAAAUACAUGGGACAGCCGCAUUACUGGGGCAAAUCCAAAUACAUCGCAAAAAACAAGCACUGUUUCAGAGAAACCCUGUACUCCGUGCAUGAGGAGGAGACAAGGCGGACAGGUUUCCAGAGCUCAGGAGCUGAGGUGUCGAUACAGGGAAUCCUACCAGGCGGCAAUCCAAAACCCUGUCGCCUUUGGACAGGGAACAGAGAGUGGGAAUAUGUUAGCUGUGGUGGAGGAGGAUGGAGAUUUCUCAAAGUGUGAUGACAGAAAGAGGCCACCAGAGACUGAAACAGGGGAUCCAUGGUGUAAUGCCGAAGGAAUGUGGUGUGAUCCCGGGAUGCAAAACCAGUCCUCUUCCUCUGUCAGUGGAGCCAUCUGUAAGGAGUCAGGAGAAAAGAACACUGUUCCAUAUUGGAAAACAGGAGAUACAAACUCUGCCCCCUGUAUGGAUUACAGAAGCACAAAUGUUUUAAAAUGUGUUGGACAACCGGAGCAGACAACUGAAAGGACCACUGUGCCAUUUAGGGAAACAAGAGAUCUUCUCUCUGCCAAACUUUAUGGCAAUUUACAAACUGUGAACGGAACAAAUUUAUCAGCAGGAACAAGGAUAAACACGAGCUCAAAUGAUCCUAAAGAGGCAGAUGUGACCUCCACCAGACAUCAUGGAUUACCAUUUAGUUCUGGUGACAAUUCAGCGAUGAACAUGAGCACCUAUAAGCCUCGUCAAAGGCUGCAAAACAGAACCGAUUCCAUGGGAGGGAAUCCAAACCUUUCUAAGUAUCUUACGGCACCACAGAACAGACGAGAAUCAGUGUUAGAUGGAAGAUGUUCCUCCCUCUCCACAGCGGUGGUGGACACCUCAGAGAAGUGUGAGGUGGUCAUUGUUGAAGGUCAAAAUGUCAGGAGAAGAGAAAACACUGACCCCUGUGCAGAGAUUCCCCAGCUACAUGUGGUCAAGUGUAAGAAAAGCACAGCCUUUGGACUGGUUUCACCCAAGAUCAACAGGAAGAAGAUGGCCAUUCCAGAUGGUGCUCAGACUGUCAAUACCUCCAUAAUCAGUAGAAAUGGCCUUCAGAUGGAGAGCAUCUCACAGAUGGUUCUACCUCCAGCUGAAGAGACAGAGCAGAAAUCGCAGCUUUCCUCUGCUCGUCCCAGACCUGACCACCUCCCCCUGGGAUCCCCAGACCCCAGAGCCCACCCCCUCUAUUUAGGAGUAGCCUCUCUCACAGGCGGCAGAGAUAGGACAGGCAGGGCAAUAGUUGAGCUCUAUGGAGACCACCAGGGAUGGAGAUCAAAUGUAACAAGCCAGGAGCUCUUCCAAAUGCUGCUCUACUUCUACUCUAUUAUCAGGAGAGAAAUCAGAGAAGUUGGGCUGACGCUCAUUUUUGAUGCGAGGAAGACAAAUCCUCAACCACAGGUUUAUAAGGCCUUGAUGACACUUGAGGAGCAGACUCCACAGGCAGUGAACAGUUUGGUGAUGCUGGUGGACAAAGAGAGCAUCCUCCAGCCAGAGAGGUGUCCUGGCAUCCAGACUGAAGUGGUGACAUCGAUGAAAGCUUUGUUCAAAGUGGUGGAGGUGAGUCACUUGAGCUCCCGCCUGGAUGGGACUCUGUCUCACAGUUACUGUGACUGGAUGAAGCUACACCAGAAACUCUUCCCAUUUGUAUGUGAUCUUCAUGAGGCGUCAAGUCUGCUGCUGAGAGCCAUCAGUACAUUAGAGGAGACCCAGAGAACAAACACUGUACAAACUGUGCAGCAGUGUAUGAUGGACCAGAGGACUCUGAUGAGCGAUGUACUGGGAGACAGCCGAUUGGUCAACCUGCAGAGGGAGGGCGGGGCCAUCCUGGCUCGGCUGAGGAAGGAGAGUGACCUCAAAUACCCUCACUGCGAGGACCUCAGUGAUGCAGUGGACUCGGUGACCAGCCUUUACAACCAUGUGGAGGAGCAGGCUCACGUCCUCGUGCAGAGGUCUAACAUGUCUCUGGAGCACCUGGAGUAUCUACUGCAACUCAGAGAGACGGAGGGACAUUUCACACAGAUGCAACAGUGGUUUAAUGCAGAGGGAGAGCGCCACCUGCUGGAAGCUGAAUCAGUCGAAGACUCUGGAGACCGAAUGGAGCAGAUUCUAAACAGCUUCACUGGUUUCCUUAUUGAGGCUAAUGAUCGCAGACACCAUGCCAUGUCUUUAGCGUCAGACGCAGAGCGGCUCCAGCAGAGUGGGCUGAACUACCCAGAAACUGAGGCGUUCAGGACUUUAGUUUGCACCUUCAAGUCAGGCCUGGAGGACUUCCUGUGUAGGGCAGAGGCGUGUGGCAGGGAGCUGCAGAUCAUGGUCAAUGUGUGUGAUUUUUGUGAGCAGGCUACGGCUCUGGCCAGUGAAUGCAUUGAGUACCUGGAACAGAAUCAACCCAGAAUCCACACAAUGCAAGACCAUGAUCAAAAAACAACACCUGUCAAUCAAACAAACAGUCAGCCUGUACAACAUCAAAACCAGGGUCAAGGCCCAAGCAGCAUCUCCCUCUCUGAGUCUGAUAUUCACGCAACGCAUGGCUCUGGCACAACAACCGACAGUGUUUUACCGCCAGGCAACGACAUCUCCAUUCUCCAGACUUUUCAAGACAAGUUCCUCCAGUUCAGCCCAGAGAGAUUCCAGGAGAUGAAGACCCAGGCCAGCGCCCUGCGGAGCUCCAGGGGAAUGCGGGUCUGGAAUGCAGCCUGGCUGAGAUGCCAGGAGGCCCGGCAGCAGCUUCAGGAGAGGAUGCAGGAAGUGGAUGAGGUCUACCACCAACAACCACAUUCUGGCAGCUGGUGUGAACGUCACUAUGUUGAUGUAGUGAGCACUAAUGUUCAGACAGCAUCGCCCAGUGGUCAGAGUCUUGUGGUACAGUCAACUCCUGGGCCGCGACACCCGCAGUGGGAGGGCAUUGUGUCAGGGACAGUGGAUUUAGGGAAGAGAAAGCCGAUCCUGGGCAGCAACAGCACUAACUCAACAACUGUAGCCUCCUGUAACAUCAGCGUCAAACCUGAGGAUCACAGAGAUGCUGGAACCAGCGAGGGGUCAAAGGUCACUCCACAGUCACCUCGCAAGUCAUCAAAGAGAUCAGAAAGAGAGAUGAGGAGGAGACAGACGAGCAGAGCGAGGAGUGAGAGAGAUGCCGCUGCUCUGUCUCAGUCCCACACUGUUGGCUGCCAGUGGUUUCCAUGGGGACGAGGUCUUAGAGCGAGGUCGGUGAGCCAAGACUCGUGUGCCACAGGAGUAGCGACAGUGAGAUCGUCCACUCCUCCAGAGCAGCACGUUCGAUCCCCGUCAUCCUGCUCCCACCACGGUCAGCCAUCUUGUCGGAUCCUCCAGGAGGCUCAGAAGUUUCAGAUCUCCCGCCAUGGCAGCUUCUGCUCAGAGGACUCCUGUAUAAGCGACCAGGGGGCUGCUGGAGGCAAUGGGACUUCAUGCUGCAAACAUUCAAGCCUGCCCAUCGGGGGAUAUGAAGGGGGGUUUUGUUUGGCAAGUCCAAAGGAGAGUGCCAGCAAUGCCCAGAGGUUGCAGCGUGUCCUGGAGGAGCUGGUGUUCACAGAGAGGGAAUACGUCCGCUCGCUGGGCUACAUCCUGACCCACUACCUCCCUCUGCUGGAUGCACCAGACAUCCCCCAGGACCUCAGGGGCAAGCGAGGUGUCAUCUUCGGCAACCUGGAGAAGCUUUACGACUUCCACAGCCACUACUUUCUACCAGAGCUGGAGGCCUGCCAGAGGGAGCCCGCCAUGGUGGCCCGCUGCUUCCUCAGACAUAGUGAGAGUUUUGGCUUGUACGCUCUGUAUAGCAAGAACAAACCUCAGUCAGACGCCCUGAUACUACACCGUCGCCAUGACAUCUUUAAGAAAAAGCAACAGGAGCUCGGGGACAUGAUGGACCUUUCAUCGUACCUGCUGAGGCCAAUCCAGAGAAUCAGCAAAUACAGCCUCCUGCUGCAGGACAUGCUGGCUCUGUGUGGGUGCACAAAUGAGAGGGAGCGGGAGAGGGCUGAGAUCCAUGCUGCUGCAGAGCUGGUUCGCUUUCAGAUGCGCCACGGUAACGAUUUGCUCACCAUGGAUGCCAUCCAGGACUGUGAUGUGAAUUUGAAAGAGCAGGGCCAGCUGAUUCGCCAGGACGAGUUCACAGUUUUCUUUAGAAAGAAGAAAUGUGUCCGCCGCAUCUUUCUUUUUGAAGAUCUCAUCCUCUUCAGCAAGACCAAGAGAACAGAAAUUGGAAAUGAUGUUUAUGUCUACAAGCAGUCAUUUAAGACAAGCGACAUUGGUAUGACCCAUAACUCUAGUGUCAGCGGUCUGUGUUUUGAGAUCUGGUUCCGCAGAAGGAAAUGUGAGGACACCUACACUCUAAAGGCCUCCAGCAUGGAAGUGAAGAAAGCCUGGAACACCGACCUGGAGAAGAUUCUGUGGGAUCAGGCCGCUCACAGUAGAGAGCUGCGUAUGCAGGAGAGGGUGUUCAUGGGAAUGGGCCGCAAACCUUUCAUGGAUAUUCAGCCUAGUGAUGCUGCCAUCUGUGACCGAGCUGUCAGCUGUACUUUGCCUGGGAGAAGUAAGGAGGGCAUAGAAUAUACACGACCGCACUCCAUUGGCUCUGGCAGCACCGCCUCUACCACCCUCAGCCAAUCAUCUUCCUCCUCGGGCCGGGGCUCCCUCCCACCCACUGGUUAUCCUGGGAACCAGUCACAGGGAUUGGAGACCAGUCCUGCCGUCUGCUCCUCUCCUGAGGCUGUCACUGACAAUGAACUCAACAACCAUCAUCUUCAUCUUCAUCAUGACUGCGAACGCUGGAAAUCAAUCCAUCACCCUCUGAGUGUCUUGGACAGCACUGAUUCAUCUGGAGACUGCGUCAACCCCUUCAGCAGCUCAGACCGCAGCUGUUUGUCUGCUCUCGGUGGAGAGGUAGUGGAUGACUCCUCUUCAUUCGUAUCCCAGAGUUCAAAGCCCCGCCCGUCACUUUGUCGGACCCCCAGCUUGAGGAGAAACAGCUCGCCAGCAAUUACCAGAAAGAAACCAGGUGUUGCCCCCAAACCUCCACACCUGGGUGAUGCUCAGAUCAUCGUUGCGCUGAAGCUGUUCAACCCUGUCAGAGGUUUUCUGGUCGUCCUGCAGAUGGAGGAGUGA